Molecule: messenger RNA, 2493 nt
Organism: Saccharomyces cerevisiae S288C
Lineage: Eukaryota; Fungi; Ascomycota; Saccharomycetes; Saccharomycetales; Saccharomycetaceae
Gene: LAS21
Product: mannose-ethanolamine phosphotransferase LAS21
Exons: 1
Coding region: 1-2493 (830 amino acids)
Biological process (GO): GPI anchor metabolic process; GPI anchor biosynthetic process
Cellular component (GO): endoplasmic reticulum membrane
Molecular function (GO): mannose-ethanolamine phosphotransferase activity
Source: RefSeq, marked reviewed
AUGAACUUGAAGCAGUUCACGUGCCUAUCAUGCGCUCAAUUACUCGCUAUUCUGCUCUUUAUCUUUGCUUUUUUCCCUAGAAAAAUCGUGCUGACAGGUAUAUCAAAGCAAGAUCCGGAUCAAGACCGUGAUCUCCAGCGCGAUAGGCCCUUCCAGAAAUUGGUGUUUGUGAUCAUUGAUGCUCUCAGAUCAGACUUUCUUUUUGAUUCGCAGAUUUCCCACUUCAACAACGUGCACCAAUGGCUCAAUACGGGCGAAGCAUGGGGUUACACGUCAUUUGCUAAUCCGCCUACCGUGACGCUGCCUAGACUCAAAAGUAUUACUACGGGAUCUACACCUAGCUUCAUUGACUUGCUGCUGAAUGUAGCCCAGGACAUAGAUUCCAACGAUCUUUCGGAGCACGAUUCCUGGCUGCAGCAGUUCAUCCAACAUAAUAACACGAUUCGUUUCAUGGGCGAUGACACCUGGCUGAAACUGUUCCCACAGCAAUGGUUUGACUUCGCUGACCCGACACACUCGUUCUUUGUCAGUGAUUUCACUCAAGUCGAUAAUAAUGUGACGAGGAACUUGCCCGGGAAAUUAUUUCAGGAAUGGGCCCAGUGGGACGUGGCUAUCCUGCAUUACUUGGGUCUUGACCAUAUCGGGCAUAAAGAUGGCCCGCAUUCAAAGUUUAUGGCUGCUAAACAUCAAGAAAUGGACAGCAUUCUGAAGUCAAUAUAUGAUGAAGUGUUGGAACAUGAAGAUGACGAUGAUACACUGAUUUGUGUUCUUGGCGACCAUGGAAUGAACGAACUGGGCAACCAUGGUGGCUCUUCAGCCGGCGAAACAUCAGCAGGAUUGUUGUUUUUGUCACCUAAGCUGGCGCAAUUUGCUAGGCCAGAAUCGCAAGUAAACUACACAUUGCCCAUCAACGCUAGUCCGGACUGGAAUUUCCAGUAUUUAGAGACUGUUCAACAAAUUGAUAUCGUCCCCACCAUAGCAGCACUGUUUGGUAUGCCAAUCCCCAUGAACAGUGUUGGGAUAAUAAUACCUGACUUUUUACAACUGUUGCCCAAUAAGUUGGCAAGUAUGAAAGAAAAUUUUAUGCAUUUGUGGAAAUUAUCAGACCAUCACGGCGAGGUUGCUCUUGACGAUUUCACUGCCGAAGAUAUUUAUACAAAGAUGUACACUAUUCAAGAAACGUUAACCAAGUCUGCAACAAAUUAUAAUUAUCCUCUUUUGACACUGGCUUUUGUUGGUUUCCUCAUAAUAACAAUCAUCGCCAUUUAUGUAUUAUUACGUUAUUCUGGGCCUGAUUUUUGGCAGUUGCGCGUUUCUUCCCUGUCUGUUCUGUUAGUUUCCAUUAUACUAGGCGUUUCCACAUUUGCAAGUAGUUUCAUUGAAGAGGAGCACCAACUGUGGUGGUGGAUAGUAACUGCAUUCUCGGCGGUCCCUCUGUUCGUAUACCGAUUGAAUGUGCUCAUAAUCGUGCGCUGGUUUAUAAUGAUGGCAUGCGUACGCUCAAUCAAGUUUUGGAAUAACAGUGGCCAGAAAUUCAUUUAUUCUAACGUUAUGUCCAAUCUACUUAAUCAGAAUCCUUCCUGGAAGUGGUGCUUAAAUAUGUUGACAUUUCUAGUGCUGAUAAUGGCAUCUGCUGGUUUUCAAGUACUACAUUUUAUUGUCACUACUAUUUUGGUGGGGUUGUGUUUCACGUACAAAAUCUCGUGGGAAAUCGUCAAUGGUAACCAGGCAGAAAUACCGCUCUUUAUGCAUGAUUUACUGGCUAAGAUAGACUUUGCACCAACUGAAAGUAACUUGAUUGUACUUGCGCGCGUUUUCUUCCAAGCUUGGGCUAUUGUUGUCAUUUCAAGGUUGGUCCUGACGAAAUUGAAAGUACUUAACAAGAACUACCUCAUUAAAGAUAUGAAAGUUUAUAUAACAAUUCUUUUGAUGUUCCAAACUUCUUCUCAGAACAUAGGUCAAUUUCUCGUUUUCCAAAUAUUAGAGUCCCAAAUUUUUUACUUUUUCCAAAAUAUUCCAACCGCCUCAUUAACAUCAACAAGUAAGAUUUAUUUUUCGAAUUUGGUGUCCUUAAUUUUACAAAAUUUUACAUUUUUCCAAUUCGGUGGCACAAAUUCCAUUUCUACUAUAGACCUUGGAAACGCAUACCAUGGUGUUUCCUCAGACUACAACAUCUACGUAGUGGGGAUAUUAAUGUCCGUUGCCAAUUUCGCGCCGGCAAUAUACUGGUCCAUGCUACCGUGGUCAAUAAACUACGCCUCUAUUCCAGCACAAGUUAAGUUGCAAACGUUCAUCAGAAGUAAGUUACCUGCCUUCACCUAUCAUUGUAUAUUUGGAACUUGUUUGAUGACGGCAUGCGUCGUUUUGAGAUUUCAUCUCUUUAUUUGGUCCGUUUUCAGUCCAAAAUUAUGUUAUUUUCUUGGGUGGAAUUUUGUGAUGGGAUUGCUGAAUGGCUGGUUACCUGAAUUGGCCCUCCUUUGCGCUCUUGAUUAA